GCCAGUUGUGCAUAUGACACAAGUAAGUAACCCCCCCUCCCCUUCUCUCUCUCUCUCUCUCCUCUCUUUCUCUCUCUGCCUCAGGAGGAUCAAUUUAAUUCUGAAAUUUGUGUGUGUCUCAGACUCUCUCAGCUUCAUGAGUUAUGGCUCUUCCUCAACACCACUUUCAACAGCACUACCCACCCCAACAACAACAAUCUUCUAAGUCUUUCAGAAAUUUGUACACAAUCGACGGUCAUAUGACGCCGGCGAUGGCCUAUUACGACCCCAGCACUUUACAAGAUCACUCGCAGCAUCCCCCUUAUGUUCCACCCUUUCAUGUAGUGGGGUUUGCACCCGGUCCAGUCGCUGCAACAGACGGCAGUGAUAAUGGAGCUGAUUUGCAAUGGCAAUAUGGCUUCGAAUCCAAAAGGAAAAAACUCAAGGAACAGGAUUUCUUGGAGAACAACUCACAGAUAUCGUCUGUUGAGUUACUGCAACCGAGAUCAGUCUCCACGGGCUUGGGCUUGUCCCUUGACAAUACUAGAAUGGCUUCUACCGGGGACUCGGCAUUGCUGUCACUCAUCGGGGAUGACGUGGAUCAUGAGCUACAACGACAGGAUGCUGAGAUUGAUAGGUUCCUCAAGGAUCAGGGUGACCGAUUGCGGCAAAAUAUCCUGGAGAAGGUCCAAGCUACCCAACUUCAGACCCUCUCGGUUGUAGAAGAAAAAGUCCUUCAGAAGCUGCGAGAGAAAGAAGCAGAAGUGGAGAGCAUUAACAAGAAGAAUAUGGAGCUUGAAGAACGAAUGGAACAGUUGACUGUUGAAGCAGGUGCUUGGCAACAGCUAGCCAGGCGCAACGAAAACAUGAUAUCAUCUCUAAGGUUCAGUCUUCAGCAUGUAUAUGCUCAAAGUAGAGAUAGUAAAGAAGGAUGUGGUGACAGUGAGGUAGAUGAUACAGCUUCUUGCUGCAAUGGCCGUACCCUCAAUUUUGAUAUGUUUUGCAAGGAGAACAAUGACGUGAAAGAGAUGAUGAGUUGCAAGGCCUGCAGAGUCAAUGAAGUGUGCAUGCUUCUAUUACCUUGUAAGCAUCUUUGCCUAUGUAAAGAUUGUGAAAGUAAGCUUAGCCUUUGUCCUCUGUGUCAGUCCUCUAAGUUUAUCGGCAUGGAGGUAUAUUUGUAAUGCGUUACGCGUCAAAGCUCUUAUUUUCAUGUCGAAGUCAUAUGUCUUAAGUCAUAUGCAUUGUUGUUGUCAUCUGAUGAUUGCUCGCUUGAGCACAAGACUGCCAUUAUUUGGCCAUCCAAAAAUAGGGCUUAAGAGCAAAGAGCAGCAUUGGCAUUAGCCGUUUUGUGAAUAGUAGCAUGAUUCUAAAUAUUCUUAUACUCUUCUAUAUGUUUGUUUCUAUAUGAAUUCUGAAAUACUUUGUUU
Prunus persica (peach) is the source of this 1406-nucleotide messenger RNA. RefSeq names its product probable BOI-related E3 ubiquitin-protein ligase 2. The record is from RefSeq and is a predicted model, not a curated record. The transcript has 4 exons. Gene Ontology annotation, molecular function: ubiquitin-protein transferase activity. The coding region runs from base 144 to 1160 and encodes 338 amino acids. NCBI's taxonomy places the organism in Eukaryota, Viridiplantae, Streptophyta, Magnoliopsida, Rosales, Rosaceae.